UUCCCCCACGAAGCGGUUCUCCAUAGCAAAGCAGCGCCUCUUUCUUCUUCAAUUUCGAAAUCCUGACUCGAUCAGAUCAGAUCGAAGGUUAUCACCAUCUUCUCCGAUUUCUCUAACCGAGUGGCCACCGAUCUCCGCCGGCGAUGUUCGUGAGAAAGCUUGUCGAGAAGGCCUCCAAAAAGCACGCAGGCAAUAACAUCAACGGUCUCAGAGCAGAGGACUUGAAUCCUCACAUCGCGUUCCACUAUGGCAUCCCGUCGGGAUCCUCCUCCAUGGCUUACGACUCCACCCAGCAAAUUCUUGCCAUUGCUACCAACGAUGGCCGUAUUAAAUUGUUUGGAAGAGAGAAUACCCAAGCACUGCUCCAGUCGGAUGAGGCCGUUCCCAGCAAAUUCUUGCAGUUUCUUGAAAAUCAAGGCAUUCUCUUAAACGUGAAUACUAAUAAUAACAUCGAGGUGUGGGAUGUUGAUGUUCAACAACUAUGUCAUAUUUAUAUGUUCAAUGAAGAAAUAACAUCAUUUUCUAUUAUACAACGGUCUUUGUACAUGUAUGUUGGGACUUCUAUUGGGGAUAUUUCAAUCUUGAAGCUUGACCAGAGAGAGCGAAAAUUACUUCGCAUGCAAUACAGAAUUCCUUUUAUGGAGUCUUAUGGUAAUGUUAUUGAAAGUGGUGAUCAAAUUCCAAUUGCACAUAUCUUGCCACAGCCUAUGGCUGAGACGAGGAGCAGGGUUCUUAUAGUUUUUAGAGAUGGACUUCUAAGUUUAUGGGGGAUUCAAGAAAGUAAGACAUUGUUUACUUGUGGAAGUGUGGCACUUUCUUCAAACUAUGAAUCUCGAGCGGUGAUGUCAGCUUGUUGGACUUGUACGUUUGGUAGCAAGGUUGCUAUAGGAUAUAGCAAUGGAGAUCUUUUUCUCUGGGCCAUACCAGUGAUUUCAGAGAAGCAUGGUACAAUGUUGAACAAAAAAGAGAUUCAUGCUGCUCCAAAUAUUCCUUUUUUGAAGCUUAAUCUCGGUUACAAGAUGGACAAGAUUCCUAUUACCUCUCUGAGGUGGGUUGUUUCCGAUGGCAAGGCCAGCCAUCUUUACAUCAAUGGUUUCUCUGAGUUAGGAAAUUCCUCAUUUCAGGUUAUAAUUCUUAAUGAUAACUCUGAAUCCCGAACUAUCAAAUUGUCGCUUCCUCUAACUGAACCAUGUCUAGGGAUGGAAAUUAUUUCAAGUUACAAUGAUGGCAACAAACAAAAGAAAGAUUCCCUUGUUCUUUUAUUGAAAUCGGGCCACCUAUGUCUUUAUAGUGACUCAGAAAUUGAGAAUUCUCUUCUGAAAUGCCAAUCUAAAUCAACUCCAUCACUUCCAAACCAUACAAUUGUGAAGCUUCCUUAUUAUGAGUCGAGGAUCACUGCUUCAAAACUUUAUGGAGGUUUCUUGUCAUCUUCAGGUCCUACUGAAGAGGAUAAUCUUUUCUUGGCCAACAAGUUUUCGCACUUCCUCUCAGCUGAUAAGAGGGAAAAUUUGGUACAUGUAAGUACCCGCUUUGAAGGGUUUGCAAAGACUAGAAGGUUAUACAUUACUGGACAUAUGGAUGGAGCCAUAAAUUUUUGGGAUGCUUCAUUCCCGGUUCUUCUUCUUAUGCUAACAAUUAAACCCCAGCAAAGUGAGGAAGGGAAUGCUUCAAGUAAUUCUUCUGUGACGGCACUCCAUUUUGAUUUCUUGUCCCAAAUUCUUAUUUGUGGAGAUCAGAGUGGUUUGGUUCGCAUCAUUUCUUUCAAAAAAGAGCAACUUUCCUCAGACAAUAUGUUUUCGUUUCUUCAAGCAAAGCUAGGGGCCAACUACAUCAUUCAGACUAUUAAGCUUAAAGGAACUAUAUUAUCGCUUGGCGUCAAUACUGAAUCCAAGCAUGUUGCAGUUGGAACUGACAAAGGAUAUGUAUAUGUUUUUGACAUAAAAGGGGCGUCUAUUUUAUACCAAAAGCAAUUCCCGACUCAGAUAUAUACUGGCACCAUUUCUUUGCAGUUUGAGAACUGCAACCAUAAUGGUUAUAUCAAGAAUGUUUUGUUGAUAGCCACAGAAGACUCCUCAGUCAUAGCUGUUGAAGCGGAUACGGGAAAUGAUUUGAGCAGCAAUGGAAUACACACCAAAAAACCAUCUAGAUGUUUACUAAUGCAGAUAUUAGAUAUUUCACCAGAUGGAGUAUGCACAGCUCACUUGCAGGAGCUGAACCAAGGAAAGGUUGAUAAGGACAAAACGAUAAACCAGUCAUUAAUCUUGCUUUGCUCUGAAAAAGCUGUGCGUCUAUAUUCCCUGAAUCACGCAGUCCAGGGCAUCAAGAAGUUGCAUUGCAAGAAAAAGUUAAGUGGCCCUUGCUGUUUCACUUCAGUUAUUUCUAGCCAUUCUUCUGAGAUUGGCCUUGCUAUUCUCUUUGCCAGUGGAAAAUUGGAGAUAAGAUCCCUUCCAGAUCUAACCCUUCUAAAGGAGAUGACAGUGAGAGGCUUUAUAAAUUCAGCUAUGAAAUCAUACCCAAAUUCAAAUGGUGCAAUUUGCUGCUCAUCUGAAGGAGAACUUCUCAUGGCUAAUGGAGAUCAAGAGAUGAUCUUCUUCUCAAUUUUGAUGCAGAAGGCUGUCAACAGGAGCCUGGAGUCUAUCAGUAAGGUUUACAAGAGGGGUGUUAUCAUGCAGCAAGAAAGUUUUCCUAAUCUUAAUGCCCACAAAGAGAAGAAAAAUAAGGGUAUAUUCAGCAUGGUUGUAAAAGGUAGCAAGUCAAAGCAUAAUGAAGAAACUGUUCCUGAAGUUUCUUGCUCAAAUUCUAUUGAAGACCUAUCAAACAUAUUUUCAACAGCCAAUUUCGAAUCUACUGAUGAAAUCACGAAUACCUCAGCCAAAAAUGAAGAAAUUGAUGAAUUGGAUAUAAAUGAUAUUGAUCUUGAUGACACUAAAGACAAACCCAAAGGGCUGAAUUUUCCUGCUCUAAAUAAACAGAGCCUAGGCAAGAAACUUCAGGAAAUCAGGGGGAUAUUGAAGCCCAAGUCUGAGGAAAAGUUGAAUGCCACAAAAGAGAAAAACGAAGAUGAGAAGUCGCCUGGUACAGUUGAUCAGAUCAAGAAGAAAUACGGAUAUUCAACAGGCACUGAACUAAGCGUUCCGGCAAUUGCGAAGGACAGGCUGAAAGACAACUCGAGGAAGUUGCAGGACACUGGAACUCGGUCAUCUGAGAUGCAGGAUACUGCUCGAUCUUUCUCUUCUAUGGCAAAAGAGUUGUUAAGAGUUUCUCAGAAAUAAGAGCACAAAGACCUGAUUUUCCGUUUUUCUGCUGUUUGUGCAUACAGUUAUAGAGGCCCAGUUUCUGUUUAUCAGCAUUCCCAUCCACUUGGAUUGAAUCCCAUUCAUCCAAAAUAGAUCGAACGGCUGGCAGAUAGAUAAAUGCAUCCCCAUAUGUCCUCUUGUGGCUUUUUUAUAGAUUAUUGUUUGUUUGUUUAUAAUUCUUUGUUUGUUUUGUAGUUCAAGCCAUCCAUUUUCACUCGAGGAAAUAAAAGUGAAAUUUGCAUGGCUUUCUGUUUACAAGUGUAUUGUUAAUUAACCAAUUUAUGGGCCUUUUUGUGCAUAAACAAUUUAGAGUGGCUACAAAAAUGAAAAUUCAGUCUGAUUUAUUUAA
This is a messenger RNA of Dendrobium catenatum, 3645 nucleotides long. RefSeq lists its product as uncharacterized. Gene Ontology annotation, biological process: regulation of exocytosis. The record is from RefSeq and is a predicted model, not a curated record. Lineage: Eukaryota; Viridiplantae; Streptophyta; Magnoliopsida; Asparagales; Orchidaceae. The transcript is spliced from 24 exons. Gene Ontology annotation, molecular function: syntaxin binding; myosin II binding; GTPase activator activity. The coding region runs from base 144 to 3272 and encodes 1042 amino acids. Gene Ontology annotation, cellular component: cytoplasm; plasma membrane.